GCAAUACGUGAAUGAUCCAAGACGAAGAACAAACAAAGACAACAAUCAAAUUAAAAUUACCAAUCAAUGGCGUCGUCGAAUCACAGCCCAGCGUAUGCAUACACGGUUCUUUACGUGAAAGACGUUGCUGAAUCCGUAGCUUUCUACGCCAAAGCCUUCGGUUAUUCCGUUCGCCGCUUAGACGAAUCCCACAGAUGGGGCGAGUUGGAAAGCGGCGCCACAACGAUCGCUUUCACUCCAAUCCACCAGCACGAGACCGAUGAUCUCACUGCUGCCGUCCACGCCACUAGAUCUAAACAAGAACGACCACCGGUUGAAGUUUGUUUUGUUUACCCAGACGUUGAUGCUGCCUAUAAGAGGGCGGUGGAGAAUGGGGCGGUGUCGGUGAGCGUGCCGGAGGUGAAGGAGUGGGGACAGAAGGUUGGGUACGUGAGAGAUAUUGAUGGUAUUGUGAUCAGAAUGGGAAGUCACGUGAAGCCAGCAAAAUUAGAUUAAUAAAGCUCGACAUAGCAUAGCAGCAAUUGCCAAAAUAUUCUACUAUUAUGUUUGCUUGUUUGUUUUCUGUAUAUGUAUAAACAAACCACUAUAUAAGUUACUACAAUAAUAUAUGAAUUUUCCAAUUGCUAUUUUA
Molecule: messenger RNA, 631 nt
Organism: Vicia villosa (hairy vetch)
Lineage: Eukaryota; Viridiplantae; Streptophyta; Magnoliopsida; Fabales; Fabaceae
Exons: 3
Coding region: 67-495 (142 amino acids)
Source: RefSeq, a predicted model, not a curated record